AGGGUUCCAACAUUACCACCCCGCCCCGUCGCUCACUCCCUCACACCUGCUUCAUCAUCCCUCCUCACCUCAUACAUCUCACACAAAUAUCUAGCCACUUCCCAGGAAUAAAGUGAGCCCCCGGCCCGUGCUAGCAGCGAGGAUAAUAAAGGUUUCAGAAGAAGUUUGGGGGCCGUGUUUACCGCCAUGACGUAAUUGUUCCCGUGACUGCGCAGUGGCAAACGCCAUAUUGACUCCACAGGCGGCGUUCACUCCACGCAAAUUCCUUUAUUUUUUACCCUCCGCAGCACAUAAUGGCUUCUCGUAAGAAGAUUCUUUUGAAAGUCAUUAUCCUGGGUGACUCUGGGGUUGGGAAGACGUCUCUUAUGAACCAGUUUGUUAAUAAGAAGUUUAGCAAUCAGUACAAGGCUACAAUUGGUGCAGAUUUUCUAACCAAGGAAGUGAUGGUGGACGACAGACUGGUCACUAUGCAGAUUUGGGAUACGGCUGGCCAGGAAAGAUUCCAAUCGCUUGGUGUAGCAUUCUACCGUGGAGCGGACUGUUGUGUCUUGUGUUAUGAUGUCACAUCUCCUAAUUCUUUCAAGUCUUUAGACUCUUGGCGGGAUGAAUUUUUAAUUCAAGCUUCACCACGUGAUCCUGACCAUUUUCCAUUUGUUGUUCUUGGAAAUAAGAUCGACUUGGAAAAUAGGGCGGUAUCAACGAAGCGAGCCCAGCAGUGGUGUCAUAGUAAAAAUGAGGUUCCUUAUUUUGAGACAAGUGCAAAAGAGGCCAUAAAUGUUGAGUUGGCAUUCCAGACCAUUGCCCGAAAUGCCCUUGCCCAGGAGUCGGAGGUAGAAUUGUACAAUGAAUUUCCUGACCAGAUCAAACUGACCAAUGACAACAAGGCUAAGCAGGAUGCAUGUUCUUGCUAAUAAUCACUGUAAUGAUUUUUCUAGUUAAGACGGAAGCACUCGGUUCCAUUUGUGAUAUUGGAGGAGAGUUUGGGAGAAGAGUUGUGGCUUGUGGCCUGGUCCAAACUGCAUCAUUUUGAGUGAUCAGCUUCUGGUUAUAUGGCACCUUGAGUAUGAUAGUGUCCCAGUUACAUUAUUACUUUUAUCACUUUACACUUCAGGAGUUAAGUAUUUUCCCAGCAAAUGAAGAUGCAUUGAAUGCAUGAAAACCUUAUAAUUUUUAGUUGGUCACUUAGAUGAUGCUAUGGAAUGUUGGGUACCUGAGCAUUCUUCUAUCAAGUAUCUGGAUUCGAUGGAAGUUUGAACAGCCCUAACUUGAAGUUCUGUUGUCACCAUUCUUGUUUUGUUUUGUAUUGUGCAAAACAAAAUAUACUUUAUAGAUAUAUAUAUAUAAAUAUAUACAUAUAUAUUUAAAAUGUUUAUUGCUGCAGCAUCACCACUGUUUAUAGGAAAAUUGAAAUAAUUUUUUAAAGCCCAAAAACUUUGAGCUAUUAAUUGAUUUUGCUCAUGUUGCUCAGUGUUCUAUAUCCUUGGAAUUUAAAAAAAAAUGUACUAUUGACCAUUGGUCAAAAUCUUCAGAGCAAAUCGUUGCCUCUCAAGAGGUUAAUAUUUUUAAGUCUAGCAAUUUUGUAAGGUAUAAUAAGUGAAAAUAUCUUUACCAAGACUUCAGAGAAGUGCCUGUGUGUGCUGAAAAAAAUAGGAAAAUUAUGCAACUGGAGUUAGGUAUAACUUUAGACACGGCGCACAUUUUCCAUGUGAUGCAAAGUGUCAUGUUUUGAAAGUUAAAUAUUAUUGCUUGUUUAAUGUUUUCUUACUUUCUUAAUUUUUCAUAAUGCAAAAUGUUAUGGCCUAUAUACAUUUAUAUUAUGUAUAUGCCAUUCUUCUAGGGUAAAAUUUAAAGAUAAGGGAUUUUCAAGAUUUAUCUGUGGGUGCAUAAUGCAGCUAAACUGGCCGAUUCUAGCAAUGUGAAACUGGGACAGGGUAGUGCUGACCCAAUGCUGUAUUCAUACUAAUGUAUAAAUUACGAUUAAAGUAAACCUGCCAUGAGACUUUAUUACUAUCAGAUAUAAUAGUUUUCUGGAAUUAAUUGCAGGUUUCAUUAACACUGAUAAUGUGUGAUAAAUACACAAGGUGUAAAAGGAAGCAUUUGUCUUUCAGGCUUAGUUAAUCUUAGCUUCCAUCCAGGUGUUGCCAUAAAAAUUCAAUUAAAAUUGUACCAAUAUGUUUUGAUUACAUAAUAUCGGUUCAUGAUUGUUAGCAUUAUUCUGCCCCAAAGCUCCAUUUGCCCCCCUCCACCCCACACCAAAGCUCGAAUCCUCUUAUUUUAUACUGUGAUUGUUAAAUCAGUUCAAAGUGGUUUUCAUGAUUUUUAAGCUAAUUCAUUACCUGUACAUAUAUGUAAAAUACAUCUUCAGUGUGUUAGGUAAUAAAGGCCUUCUUUACCAUUUUUUCUGCAUAACACUGACUGUUUCUUAAUUUUAAUGACUGACUUUGCAAUCUACUCUGUACUCAGUGAGUUGCCAUAGAGAAGAGUUAACCAUCAUAUUGCAACUCUCCUUGUGAAGUGAAUUGUCCCACUUAGCAUGGUUGGUGCAAUUGUCUGGUUGGCUGUGACUAGCUAUUUAAAUGGAAAAAUAUAAUACAGUAAUCCCUCAGGCCAAAAAUCAAAACAUUAAAGUUUAUGAUUUUUUUGAAAUACUGUAUAUUAUAAAAGGGAUUUUUUUUUUUUUUUUUUAAUCAAGGCCUGAACUGGUAACUUCUGGAGUGCUGUUAAGUGAAACUGAGUGGAGUGUACAGGUAUGAAAUAGGUGUGGGUUGCUGUGGUUGCUUGGUGUAUAGCCAUAACACAGCUGGUUGUCAUUAAUACCAGCUGCACCCACACUUUGCCAUUUCUUUGUUAGAGAAGAGUAAUUUAACCUAAAUUCUGUUAGUGUAAUAUAGUUUUACAUUGUAUUCACCGAAAUGUGGCAAGAUCUGUAUUACGUAUUAAAUUAAUGAGCCUC
Messenger RNA from Procambarus clarkii (red swamp crayfish), 2953 nucleotides. RefSeq names its product RAS oncogene family member Rab7 (gene Rab7). Gene Ontology annotation, cellular component: late endosome; lysosome; phagocytic vesicle. The record is from RefSeq and is a predicted model, not a curated record. Lineage: Eukaryota; Metazoa; Arthropoda; Malacostraca; Decapoda; Cambaridae. Gene Ontology annotation, biological process: endosome to lysosome transport; phagosome-lysosome fusion. Gene Ontology annotation, molecular function: GTPase activity; GTP binding.